AUGCUGGAGAUCCAGCUGGACGAUGGCGGCGUGGGGGGGUACCCGGGCGACGACUACUGCUCGGGCUCCGUCAUGUCGGAGCGCGUGUCGGGCCUGGCCAACAGCAUCUACCGCGAGUUCGAGCGGCUCAUCCACUGCUACGACGAGGAGGUGGUGAAGGAGCUGAUGCCGCUCGUGGUGACGGUGCUGGAGAACCUGGACUCGGUGCUCACCGACAACCAGGAGCACGAGGUGGAGCUGGAGCUGCUGCGGGAGGACAACGAGCAGCUGCUCACGCAGUACGAGCGCGAGAAGGCGCUGCGCAAGCAGGCCGAGGAGAAGUUUAUAGAGUUUGAAGAUGCAUUGGAGCAGGAGAAGAAAGAACUACAAAUCCAAGUGGAACACCUUGAAUUUCAGACUCGACAGCUGGAGCUGAAGACCAAAAACUAUGCAGAUCAGAUUUCACGGCUGGAGGAACGGGAAUCUGAAAUGAAGAAAGAAUAUAAUGCUCUACACCAACGUCACACAGAGAUGAUCCAGACCUAUGUGGAACACAUUGAACGAUCCAAGAUGCAGCAAGUUGGUGGAAAUAAUCAAACUGAGGGAAGUGUACCUGGGAGAAGUCAUCGCCAGUCAUGGAGGAAAAGCAGGAAGGAGCGUCCUAACUCUUUGAACGUCUUCCCCCUCGCGGAUGGAAUGGUACGUGGGCAGAUAGGGGCCAAGAUCGUCCCAACACUGGACCACUGGCACCUGAGUGACCUCGGCCAGCUGCAGUCCAACUCCAGCUACAAGUGCCCCCAAGAUGAAAUGUCCGAAUCUGGACAGUCCUCAGCAGCUGCCACACCGAGCACCACUGGAACCAAGUCCAACACUCCCACGUCAUCUGUGCCCUCUGCUGCUGUCACCCCCCUCAAUGAGAGCAUCCAGCCUGUCAGUGAAUUCAAUGGCACAACCAAGAGCAAUAAGAGGGCACGAGAAAAGCGGAACAGCCGGAACAUGGAAGUCCAGGUCACACAGGAGAUGAGAAACGUCAGCAUAGGCAUGGGAAGCAGUGAUGAGUGGUCCGACGUUCAGGACAUCAUAGACUCUACUCCGGAGCUGGAUAUGUGUCAAGAUCCCCGCCUGGAACGCACCGGUAACAGCCCGACACAGGGGAUUGUGAACAAAGCAUUCGGCAUCAACACAGACUCUCUGUAUCAUGAACUUUCCACAGCAGGGUCCGAGGUUAUUGGGGAUGUUGAUGAAGGAGCAGAUCUGCUAGGGGAGUUCUCAGUACGGGAUGAUUUCUUUGGAAUGGGAAAAGAAGUGGGGAAUCUGCUGCUGGAGAACUCACAGCUACUGGAGACCAAAAAUGCUUUGAACGUUGUGAAGAAUGAUUUGAUUGCCAAGGUGGACCAGCUGUCAGGAGAGCAAGAAGUGCUGAAGGGAGAGCUGGAGGCAACAAAACAGGCCAAAGCCAAAAUGGAAAUCAGAGUCAAGGAACUGGAGGAAGAGCUGAAAAGAGUGAAAUCUGAAGCAAUUGUUGCCCGACGAGAACCCAAAGAGGAGGUGGAGGAUGUAAGCAGCUAUCUCUGUACAGAAUUGCAGUGCUCCUCCCCUCUACAGGACAACAUUCCCAUAGCUCAGCGUCGCCGCUUCACACGUGUGGAAAUGGCCCGGGUUCUGAUGGAACGCAAUCAAUACAAAGAGAGGUUGAUGGAGCUGCAGGAGGCUGUAAGGUGGACAGAGAUGAUCAGAGCUUCCCGUGAGCACCCAUCCGUCCAGGAGAAAAAGAAGUCUACUAUUUGGCAAUUCUUCAGCCGUCUGUUCAGUUCAUCCUCAAGUCCCCCCCCAGCAAAGAGGACCUACCCAUCGGUGAACAUCCACUACAAGUCUCCAACCACGGCAGGGUUCAGCCAGCGGCGCAGCCACACCAUGUGCCAGAUCUCCUCCGGCAGCCGCACGCUUGAAUUCUUCCCUGAAGACGACUGUACCUCGUCAGCCCGUCGCGAGCAGAAGCGGGAGCAGUACCGCCAGGUCCGGGAGCACGUGAGGAACGAUGAUGGGAGACUGCAGGCCUGUGGCUGGAGUCUCCCUGCCAAGUACAAGCAGCUGAGUCCCAAUGGGGGCCAGGAAGACACUCGCAUGAAGAACGUCCCUGUGCCUGUGUAUUGUCGUCCACUAGUGGAGAAGGACCCAACCAUGAAGCUGUGGUGUGCAGCUGGAGUCAAUCUCAUGGGAUGGAGACCUUUUGAGCAGGAAUCUGGGAAUGGACAGAAACUGGAACCUGGGCGUGAUCCUCUCACCUGUGACCGGGAAGUGGAAGGCGAGAACAACAAGAGCAACCAUACAUCUCCUGAGAAGAAAAAGACAAAGGAGCUUCAUGAAAUGGAUGCCACAUCCAGUCGUGUCUGGAUCCUCACCAGUACCCUGUCAACAAGUAAAGUUGUAAUCAUUGAUGCCAAUCAGCCUGGUACAGUGGUGGACCAGUUCACUGUCUGCAAUGCUCACGUGCUCUGCAUCUCCAGCAUCCCUGCGGCCAGUGAGAGUGAUUAUCCUCCAGGCGAGAUCUUUUUGGAGGGAGAUGUUAAUCCUGAGGAGUCGUCUGGAACAGAUGGUGUCUUAGCAGGAAUCACUCUGGUGGGCUGUGCGACCCGUUGCAACGUGCCACGAAGCAACUGCUCCUCGCGUGGUGACACACCCGUGCUGGACAAGGGACAGAGUGAGGUGGCUACAGUCUGCAAUGGGAAGAUCAACCAGUCCCAGUCUACUGAGGAAGCAACAGAAGCUACCGAGAUACCAGAGAAUGGUACAAGUGAGACCGAGCCUGCUCAGGUCCAGCCUGGGCCACUCACAGAGCAUGUGUUUACAGAUCCAGUCCCUCCUCAGGCACCUCCUAGGCAGAACAGUGAGAAUGGGCAGCAGAAGACAGAGUCAAGCACAGUGGCAACAGAUCAGGAAUUGAAUGGGGAUGCUGCUGGGACUUGCACCAGUGCUGCCCCCACCAUGUGGCUGGGAGCACAGAAUGGCUGGCUUUAUGUGCACUCUGCUGUAUCCAACUGGAAGAAGUGUCUGCACUCAAUAAAGCUGAAGGAUUCUGUACUUAGCCUAGUGCACGUGAAAGGAAGGGUCCUUGUUGCUCUGGCAGAUGGAACACUAGCCAUAUUCCACCGAGGAGAGGAUGGUCAGUGGGAUCUCAGCAAUUACCAUCUAAUGGACCUGGGUCACACUCACCAUUCCAUCCGCUGCAUGGCUGUCGUGUAUGACAGAGUCUGGUGUGGCUAYAAGAACAAGAUCCAUGUCAUCCAACCUAAAACAAUGCAGAUUGAGAAAUCCUUUGAUGCUCACCCUCGUCGGGAGAGCCAGGUGCGACAGCUGGCAUGGAUUGGAGAUGGAGUCUGGGUUUCUAUCCGUCUGGAUUCCACGUUGAGGCUUUACCAUGCCCACAGCCAUCAGCAUCUGCAGGAUGUCGACAUCGAGCCGUACGUCAGCAAGAUGCUAGGCACUGGAAAGCUGGGCUUCUCCUUUGUACGGAUUACAGCUCUGCUCAUUGCUGGCAACCGCCUCUGGGUAGGGACAGGGAACGGUGUCGUCAUCUCCAUCCCGUUGACAGAGACUGUAGUCCUCCACCGAGGCCAACUCCUUGGGCUCCGGGCCAACAAAACCUCACCCACCUCUGGAGAGGGCAGCCGCUCUGGUGGAGUCAUCCACGUGUACGGCGAUGACAACAGUGACAAAUCAGCCAGCAGUUUCAUUCCGUAUUGCUCCAUGGCUCAGGCACAGCUCUGCUUCCACGGCCACCGGGAUGCCGUCAAAUUCUUCGUUUCAGUGCCUGGCAACGUUCUAGCCACCCUCAACGGGAGCGUGUUGGACAGUCCCUCGGAGAACCCCAGUACGGCGGCCAGCGAGAGCGAGGGGCAGAAGCUGAAGAACGUCCUGGUGCUGAGCGGAGGGGAAGGCUACAUCGACUUCCGCAUUGGGGAUGGAGAAGAUGAUGAGACAGAAGAGAAUGCAGGAGAUGCCACCCAGGUGAAGCCAGUACUUUCCAAGGCUGAAAGGAGCCACAUUAUCGUGUGGCAAGUAUCAUAUAUCCCUGAGUGAGAAAUUUUCCUUUCCUACCAAUGUAAGUCUCCCUCCUCCCACCUGAAUGCCAAGAUGUACAUACAGAACUCCUGCAUUAUACCUACUGCUGGAAACCGACCCCAGACAACUGCAACGGCUCCUGCCUUGGACUGUGACCCCCUUCUAACCUCUGAACUUGCAGCUUUCAUCUUGAGCCCGUGCGCUUUCUGCGUGCUUGGAUUAUUGUUCUGCUCUGGAGCUGGCGUCUACAAGGAGAGAAAUGGCAGCUCGUGGAUGAAGUGAAGCUUGGAGCCAGAACGGUGCAAACCCUGUGCCCAGGGCCCAGCAGCUGGGUAGGUGGUGGGGUUCUCCAGCAGGUUGCCUCAUUCCCAGCUGCAUGAGAAGCAAUCACCCCAGCAGCCCCACCAAAGCAGUGAUGGUGAAUCACAACUCUCCAGCACCUCAGAAGAAAUCCUUUCUACUUCACCAGUGGAAUUUCCACCUUACCCACUCUCCAUAGGGUACACAGAAGCACAGGAUAACAUCCCAAGGACUGAGAACAGCCAGGCCCAAGCCAGGAACCUUCAGCAGGAAGGAGUGUCAAGGUUUUGGAACUACUCUUGCUAUUUGGCUUGAGAGGGUAACAGUGUCGUGAACAGUUACCACGGGGAACACAUUCUUUGUACAGCAAAUGGAAGGUCCCUCUCUGCUGUUGCUGCUGUUGUCUUAGCAGGAGUGUUCUGGGUGCCUGUGCCCAGCGAGGGCUGUUCGGUAGGGCCAGAUGGAAGACGGGUGUUUCACCGCAGAGGCCACAGGGGCCUAGAAAUCUGCAGUGGCAAGAGGCUGCUGGAACCUUGUUAGAGAACAGAAAAGUCAGCAAGACUUUUAACUCCCCCUUACAAAAAUAUCAGGUAGGAAAAUCUGAAAAGUUCAGUGAGAAAGCUGGCUCUGUUUAGUAUUUGUUGGCUUUUAAAAUACAGGCAAGGAGGGAGCUGUGGUUGUGUGUUAGUGCAGUGAAGUUACCCUGACUCGUGAGGAUGUGCCCCAUUCUGGGAGCUGCUGCUGUUUGGCGUGGAGAUGUCUCUCCUCCUCCACCCCAUAGCAGGGAGGUUGGGAAGGACUGUGUGGGUGCAGUCAAGGUAGAGAAAGGCUGGGUCUUGCCUGAGGCUGCACGAAGGAGGCCAGAUCUCCUGGCCUCUCUGCCUGACGUGACAAGCACUGAUGGGCCUUGCUACUCAACAGGGCRAAAGCUGGAAGUGUCUCACUCCCGAAAAGGAUGGUGACCCCUGAGGGAAAUGCUGGCUGUCCUACUUGGGCAGGCAGUGCUGUGAGGUUGCAGGAGCAUGUCCUGCUUGCAGGAGAAGCAGGGCCAACAAGAGCAGUUUUAGGCUAGAGUGCUAGUUCCAGAUACAGAGGUAACCGUUUGUCCAACACGUGUCCCCUUCCUUUCUGACCAUGGAAACAGCCCUGUGUGCAGAAGGGUGAGUCCUGCUUCCCUGGAGCUCCCCUGUUGGAUGUGGGGGGCAGUGAUUAGCAGUGGAUUUGGGGAGACUGGUGAUUGUUUCUUCCCUGAGCUAGGCAGGUCUGGGGCUCGCUGGGGUAUCUCAGUGCCAGCGGCACACAGCAGUGUCCAGGUUCAGCAGCACUGAGAUGAUUUACUGGUCCGCAGUUCCGGGAAAGGCCGGGGCACCUGCUCUGCCCAGGAGGCCAGGGCUGCGUGCCCGGGGAACAGAGGCCUCGGCCACCGAAUGCACAGGGGCCCUGUUGCCCUGGCUGCCAGGGGCAGUGCUGGCCUCAGGAUGCGCUGCCUCCUGCCACCACCAGGCCCUGGGGCUGCUGCUUUGCUGAGGGAUUCCCUGUGCGGUGGGAACUCCAGCUGCUGCCACCCCUUUCCUGAAAUGCCUUCUGCUGGGAUGGGCUCCUUGGGUUGCAACACAAAGUGCUGAAAGGUUAGCAAGAAAACAGACAUUUAGGCAGCAGAUUCCACAAACAUCUAACAGUUCAUGCCAAAUAAGCUUCCUAAUUUGAACUAGUUUAAGGGAGAAAAAAGCCCUAGCUGCUCCCCUCUCGUAGCUCUGUAGAACUUUCCAUAUGAAAACACAGAAGUGCCACAGUUACCUCUUGCUGUUUGUUCUGUAUCUGGUUUUAGCAGUCAGGGUGACACUGCUGGUUGCCUGUUACCCAGCAGCCCCAGGUGACAUAAGGAGAUGGUCUGUGGCCUCUCCCAACAGGUUCCUUGCCAGUUUGAUGUGUAUUUUCCUCCAAGAGAAGCACAUGUUUAAAAGGGGGUGGCUACAGCUAAGUAAAACCAGCCACUUGCUGUCACAUUCCUCAGCAUUUGGUGGUUACUGGGCAGCAAGGUGAAGAGCUGACUGGCUUCAACACACUUCCCUGUCAUAUCUCCACUGUGAUGUAUGUAAAGUAUCUUGUAUGUUACAAAAGGAUUUUAAAAGUGUCUUAAGGCCUGUAAACUCCGCUGUUCAGUCAGAAGAUGGCAUUCUGUAAAGAGACUGCUGUAUGAAUACGUCCCCAUGCUUCGUCCCCUACGCUAUCAAACAACGAACCAUAUCUGUUCU
Molecule: messenger RNA, 6596 nt
Organism: Nothoprocta perdicaria
Lineage: Eukaryota; Metazoa; Chordata; Aves; Tinamiformes; Tinamidae
Gene: MAPK8IP3
Product: mitogen-activated protein kinase 8 interacting protein 3
Exons: 33
Coding region: 1-4059 (1352 amino acids)
Biological process (GO): vesicle-mediated transport
Cellular component (GO): cytoplasm
Molecular function (GO): kinesin binding; MAP kinase scaffold activity; JUN kinase binding
Source: RefSeq, a predicted model, not a curated record